CGUUUAUUAAACGUGAACCGGAAAUAAUAGUACAAUUGACCUGUUCUUAUUUUUUAAGCGGUUUUAAAAAUGGCGACCGUGAAGAGGUGUAUGUUUACACUUAUUAAUGCGAUUAUAACGGCUCUUAUCAUAGAAAGUCAAUGUCGACUCCAUCAUCUCAUACUUAAGGAUGACAUCCGUCAGCGGGUCCAUCUGAACACUUUCGGCUUUUAUAAAGAUGGUUACAUGAGUAUGAGCAUGAACAGCCUCAGCUUCACUAAUGGCAGGACGGACAACAUUGACAGCUCCACGAUUGGGUUUAGCCUAGAUCGUGCAAGCAAUAAUGGCUUCUCCUCAUAUCUGGACGAGGGUCUUGACUACUGUCCUCUGAAAAAAGAUCCAAGUAGUAAUUUUGCAGGGGUGCUUCUCUUGCUGGACUUCAAAAAUAACUUAGUGAGGAAGAAGACUUCAGCAGAGGCUGGAGUGUUUCCUAACAUCAUACCUGUGGUGCCCAAAAACAUUGCAGAGGAGCUGCCAGCUGAAAAGGGGCAAGAUCUCCAAGACAAGGGGCCAGAUGAUGAAUCUCAGUCUAAGACGGGUUCUAAAUCCAAGCGAGAUGUUGAGUCCCCCCAGAACAAGGCAGAAGAUACCUAUCCUCUUCAGAACGAAGGCAAAAUCUACUCAUUUCAGUUUUACUUCAAUGUCACAACAGAUGAGCUGCAAGGCCUUUAUAACUUUUAUUUCUACAACUGCUACUCCAUGCCAAUAAACCAGGACAGCUCUGUGUCAGACAUGCUGCCUUUCAGCAUUGAUAUCAACAUCAAGGAGAAGAAUCCAGACAGCUUUCUCUCAGCGGGAGAGAUUCCUUUACCUAAGCUUUACAUCUGCAUGUCCAUGUUCUUCUUCCUCAUCGGCACGCUGUGGAUUCAUGUUUUGCGUACCCAUAGUUCUGAUGUUUACAAGAUUCAUUGGCUGAUGGCUGCUCUUCCAUUCACAAAGUCACUUUCCCUUAUUUUCCAUGCAAUUGAUUACUACUACAUUUCCAAUCAGGGCUUUCCUAUUGAAGGCUGGGCUGUGGUCUAUUAUAUUACUCACUUGCUGAAGGGGGCGCUGUUGUUCAUCACUAUAGCAUUAAUAGGAACUGGUUGGGCCUUUGUCAAGCAUAUCCUCUCAGAUAAAGACAAAAAGAUCUUCAUGAUCGUCAUUCCCCUGCAGGUUCUGGCCAAUGUGGCAUACAUCAUUAUUGAGUCUACAGAGGAGGGCUCCAGCGAGUAUGGUCUGUGGAUGGAGAUCCUGUUUCUGGUAGAUCUGCUGUGCUGCGGGGCUAUUCUCUUCCCAGUUGUCUGGUCCAUAAGACAUUUACAAGAGGCAUCAGCAACAGAUGGGAAAGCUGCCAUCAAUCUGGCUCAACUGAAACUUUUUAGGCACUACUAUGUGAUGAUUGUAUGCUAUAUUUAUUUCACCCGCAUCAUUGCCAGUCUCAUCAAGGUCAUUGUUCCUUUCCAGUGGAAGUGGCUCUACCAGCUGUUGGAUGAGCUGGCCACUCUGACCUUCUUCUUCCUAACCGGACACAAGUUCCGGCCAGCCUCCUACAACCCGUACCUACUGUUGUCUGUGGAGGAUGAAGACGUGGAGAUGGACGAUGUGGUAACUACCUCAACAGCCAUUGGAGAGGGCAUUAAGAAAGUGAAGAAACUGUCAAACAGACCAUCAGAGGAGAGGGAGAGCAUGGCAUGACGGUUCUCUGCCGGUUCUGUGUGCCUCUGGACUUUGUGGCCAGCUACUGACAUGGGGGAUAUUCUUGAAGAAGAGCUUAAUGGCUUUAUGAGCAGAAUUCCCAGUGGACCUUCUCUCAUGAUCACAUGUGAAGACACCGCGUUCUAUAUCCAUAUAUAUGUCUAUCUCUGUAAAUGUUGCACAGACAGUAUGGAGAAUUCACAUUACUUCACUCCAUGAUUCCUUUUGCCACUGUAGUUUUAAUUGAUGUGCUUGGCGCCGUGCUUUUUCAUUUUACCUUUAUUGUGUGUGGGUUUUUUCUUUUUUUAUUUGGUUGUUUUUAAUUUAUGACCUUCCUACGCAUUUCUUGAUCUUAGAAACUCUGUGGCACUUUAACAGGUACACUCUAGUCAAGAGAAAGCCUAUGUGAGGUCACUGCGAUGUGUAGAAAACUGCUGUGCCAGUGACGUCUCUUUCAGCUAUUAUUUAAGUGAUUAUUUCCUGCUCUGACUUCUCAGAAUGAAUCAUUUUUAUGUAAAUAUGCAGGCCCUUAAAACAUACAUAACCCAGAUUAAUGUUACAAAAAAUAAAAUGUACAGUUCUCAAGCUUGGUUAGAUUUGAUGACAGCAGCUUUGUAUUUUAUCAGUAUUUGUGGGUUGUUAAAUAUGGAUGAAGAUGGACUUUCAUGAAAUAGAUCCAGGGUGUCCAGAAACAUGUAUUUCACAUAUAUUAAACAUGGAUUAAAAUGAUUUCAGGGAUCUUGUAAUUUAUGGUUGCUGGUAAUGCAAUGAAGGAUUUUAUUUUGAUGUUUAAUAUUUUGCUUAUUUUCAGAUAUCUUUUGAGCAAGCUUUAUGAAAUUGUGUUUCAGUAUUAAAUUGUGCAAUGGU
Sinocyclocheilus anshuiensis is the source of this 2583-nucleotide messenger RNA. RefSeq names its product protein GPR107-like. Gene Ontology annotation, cellular component: membrane; clathrin-coated vesicle; Golgi apparatus. The record is from RefSeq and is a predicted model, not a curated record. The transcript is spliced from 18 exons. Gene Ontology annotation, biological process: clathrin-dependent endocytosis. Gene Ontology annotation, molecular function: clathrin heavy chain binding. Bases 70 to 1716 code for a protein of 548 amino acids. NCBI's taxonomy places the organism in Eukaryota, Metazoa, Chordata, Actinopteri, Cypriniformes, Cyprinidae.